This is a messenger RNA of Lobosporangium transversale, 1315 nucleotides long. Its product is annotated as Bestrophin/UPF0187. The record is from RefSeq and is a predicted model, not a curated record. Gene Ontology annotation, molecular function: chloride channel activity. Lineage: Eukaryota; Fungi; Mortierellomycota; Mortierellomycetes; Mortierellales; Mortierellaceae. The coding region runs from base 195 to 1280 and encodes 361 amino acids. The transcript has 4 exons.
UUUUAAAUGAAAAGAUUGCCCUGUGUGUUCAUUCUCAUCUCUCUUUUGUUCUUCAAUUCCCUUUGAUCUUGCCAUCAGCUUUUUUAAGCCCCACUGACCUUAAUUGCAUACAUCUCCCAGAAUAUAAAAAAGAAUUGAAAUCAUACGACAUACGAUAUACCACAGAGUGUCUGCCAUAGAAAGUCUCAUUAACGAUGGGACUAAGAAGGUCUGAAAGUCCAUGGGGAUACCCUAUCGCUCUCAUUUGGCGUGGUUCGGUGAUUCCACUUAUUCUUCCAAAUGUUUUGUUCACGACACUGGUAGCAAUAACAGUCAGUUAUAUCUACCUGGCCAUGGGUAUUGAUAUUGCUGUAGCGGGAUCCGUCAUUGGCUCCUUGAGUAUUGUUAUCGGUUUGAUUCUCGCCUUCAGAACCAACACUGCAUAUGAUCGAUUCUGGGAAGGUCGCAAGAUAUGGACAACCAUGAAUACAAGUAUCCGAAACAUGGCUCGUGUGAUUUGGGUGGGUAUCAAAGAGAAACCUGAUGGUCCUACAGGAAUCAAUGAUCAAAAGAUUCGUGCCAUCAACAUGCUUUUAGCGUUUGCGGUGGCGACGAAGCAUCACCUUCGAGCAGAGUACGGAACAGCCUACAGAGAUCUUCAGGGAUUGUUGCCAGAGGAUUUUGUCCCCUGCAAGAGUGCCACAAAUCUGAGGACUCAAUAUAUUAAUCAUCGACAACAUUUACAGACAGAGAAGAGUGAUUGGGUGAUUCAACGGGAUAACUCGACUGCAUCGAUGUCUUUACCAUUGGAAAUCUCAUAUCAACUCUCGUUGUGGAUUAAUUAUGUGCGAGAUAAGGAGCUGAUCGAUAUCCCUUAUCAGGGUCAAUGCACCAUGGCAUUGUCAUCCAUGAUUGAUUGCUUUGGAAAUCUGGAACGGAUUCUGUUAACGCCGAUUCCAGUGGCGUAUAAUAUUCAUCUGAAGCAGAUCUUGACGAUGUACUGUUGUAUAUUACCAUUCACAACCAUCCGGGAUGUUCAAUGGCUGACGAUCCCUCUAUGUGGCGCUGUAGCCUUUACGCUUUUUGGUAUCGAAGCUAUUGGAAAUCAGAUUGAAGAUCCUUUUGGUUUUGAUUCAAACGAUUUGAAAUUGGAUGACUUUUGUUACGACUUGAUGCUGGAGUUGGACUACAUUGUUCAGACCGUACCUCAGGACCAAUCGUCAGUCUUUGAGUCUGCAGCGGCGCCGCAACCGCCCAAGCAAGCUCAGCAACCACAACGCAAUAUCCUUAUUCAAAUCUAAACCAAUUCUCAAAAAUAAAUAAUUUUGAAUGCGCC